Messenger RNA from Spodoptera litura, 2974 nucleotides. RefSeq lists its product as uncharacterized. Gene Ontology annotation, cellular component: plasma membrane. Lineage: Eukaryota; Metazoa; Arthropoda; Insecta; Lepidoptera; Noctuidae. Gene Ontology annotation, biological process: glutathione catabolic process. Gene Ontology annotation, molecular function: glutathione gamma-glutamate hydrolase. The record is from RefSeq and is a predicted model, not a curated record.
CGCGGGCCGGUCGUUCACCCGGCGCGCGCCGUCUCUCGCUCGCUCCUCCGAGCGCUCCGCUUGCCUCCAUUCUUUGCGAUCACACACGAUACUAUUACAAUUGUUCGUAGACCAUUCGUGUUACUCUCAGACUGUAACUCGUGCAAAAUUUUACAAUAUCCUUCUAAAAUUACAUUGUCACAUAAAAUCUAUGCUGAGUAGUCAACACUAUGGUGACGUCAUGGAGUGGUUUUCUACGGACUUGAUGUAGCCCCCCACUCGGCGCUCGGCACAGUACAGUUAGCCGCCGAGUAUCGCGCUCGCUAUCACCGCCAGCUCCUCACAGGGAAUGCGCAAGCGUCGCGCGUCGCGCGUAAAGUCGGCUAGUAAGUUAAGGUGUAGUGUGCCGUGUGUAGUGAUGUACCGACAUGGUUGUGUUGUUUAAUAUGGUCGUGUGCUGAUCAAACUUUGUUUGUGCCGUUUGCUAUGUGAUCUCUGCUCAGCCCUGAAUGAAAAGUGACGAACUGUGAAAGUUCGUCUAGACGCGUCAAUCUUAGGAAGUGUGUCCCGUAGCGCGCGCUUGCGCAUGACGUCUUAGAUGCCGCGAGCCGUGCCACCGCCUGUUUGACCGUGACCAACCACACUUAAAGCAUCAGAUGUUCUAGCUAAGACAAGUAGCUGCGUUAAGCGCUGGGCAACCUCAGCAAGCAACCAUGGCGAGCAGCAGCCGCAGCAGUCCCGACUCUCAGCAUGUCACUGGCGCGGCGCUGCGCGAGGACCUGCCGCUGAAGGCGGGCAGCGGAGUGCGCGCGCGGUGCUGUGCGCCCGGCCCGCGCCUUAUCCUCACCGCGUUCGCCGUGCUCUCCGCGGCCAUCACUCUGGCGCUCGUUACGCAAAUCUACUACGGUGACUUCGAGCUAGUCCCGCACGGCAGCGUGUCGUCGUCGGCCGCGGCGUGUUCCCGCGCGGGCACGGACGCGCUGAAGGCGGGCGGGCGCGCGCUGGACGCCGCCGCCGCCACCGCGCUGUGCCUGGCCGUGCUGGCGCCGCAUCGCACCUCCCUCGACGCGAGCGGGGCGAUGCUGUACUGGGAGUACCGCGCGGCACGCACGCGGCCUCCCACUCUGUACGAGUGGGGGGGCGCCAGUGAGGCUGGCCGCCAGGGCGCCAGUGAGGCUGGCCGCCAGGGCGCUGCCGGGCGCCCGCCCCGCCUCGUGGUCGCUCUCGCCACGCUGCACGCUCAACUCGGCGCCCUGCCAUGGGAGCAGCUCCUUAUGCCUGCCAUACGGUUAGCUAAAGAGGGCUACCAGGUAUCAGAGGGACUGGCAGCGGCGGCUGGUGCGGCGGACUCGACACUGGCGACAGGGACGAUGGCCACAGGGUCCCUGGUCACGGCGCCAGCGCUGGCCGCCUUCUUGUCCUCGCUACUUGCCAACACUAGCUCCGAACUUACGGAGGCGUGGCAUGGCGCUGCGCUAGUGCGUAGUUCGACGCCAGUAGAGACCCGCGCGGGCUCCUGGCGCCUGCUGACGCCCCCCAGCGCCUCGAGUGCGGCGCGUGCGCUCCAAGCCGCUCUGUUGCCGGCGCCUGCCUCACCCGACGAGGCACAAAGCAGGGUGGUCGCAGCGCUGCAGGUCGAGUCGCGCGCGGGCCAGCUGCCGGCGGACGGGCCGGCCACGGGCCUGGCGGCCGUCGACCAGUAUGAUACAUACAUCGCUCUAGUCACAGGGCUGUCGGCGCCUUUCGGAUCGGGCCCGGUGGUAGAGGGCGGGGCGCCAGACGGGUCGGGCUGGGCGCUAAACGGAGUGGGCUGGACGCUGGAUGAGCCGCAUGCACAGCUCGACCUAGCACCCGCUAUUAUGCUCGACACCACCGUCUGCGGCACGCGAUACGUGCUGGGGGCGGAGUCGACGAGCGCCCUGGCGCAGGCGGGCGCGGCGCUGGUGGUGGACGGCGCGGCCGGCGCCGUGGAGCGCGCGCGCGUGGCGCUGCGGCCCGCCGGCUUGUUGGCGCUGGAGGCCGGGCGCGCGCCGCCGCCCGCCGCCGCGCUGCCGGCGCCGGCCGCCUACAACGCCACGCCGCCGCACGCCGCCGUCAACCUGGUGCAGCAGCGCGCCGAUGCGCUGGCGUCGCACGCCGACAGUCGCGGCGGAGGACUCGCCUCGCGGUUCUGACCUCGUCCUUCUCCUGCUCGCUGCUCGCCCUGACAAGCCCUAACACUGCGACGCGACGGGCGAAUAACUUUUGUAGGAUACGGAUGUAAACAGAAAUCUGAAGCUGUAUCCUGUGGUAUAUCCCGUGUAUCCCGUGGGAUACAGCUUCAGAUUUCGGUUCAAUUAUGUUGAUGAUGUUAUUAGAGAAACAAUUUAUUUACUGCAGAUUAUACAUAAGUUCCGUUAAUUGUCCAAAGAUGGAGCUGGGCGUAAAUUGUUGCGAGUCAUGUUACCCUUCGUGCGAGAUUCUGACUCGCACUUGAAUGGCAGAGGCUCAUUGUUAUUUUUUUCUUAGCGUUAAUAAAUACAUAACGUCAGAAACUUUUUUAUUGCUUAUUUUUAUUCGUGAGGUCGUUUUGUUUAAACAUAGUUUAUUCUGUGAACACAAUUUUGUGAGCACACACUUAAGUUAUCUAUUCCAUUUGUAUUUCAUAUAAAAAAGUUGGAGCAGGGGUUUACUCUUGGGGACCAAUGAUAUGGAAAAGAAUAAUCUCAGUAUAAUAAGUAAGUACCUAUGAGCAUUCCCUGUGUACACCCUCCGCCGGUGCAGCCUCACGGUCGCGGCCGCGGCGCACUCGGCGCUGCUGACUUGUUUACACGAUGGUAAUAUCUAUUGAAUAUGAUUGUUACACAUAUAAAUUUGCACACGUGUUUGUGUGUGUGCGUCACGCGAGAUCCCCUCCCGAGGGGGAGGGGGGCCGUAUAUGUAUGUAAUAAACACGCGCAACUAACACACUGACAGAGUUCCUUUCUAACGCAAUAAAACUUGUUAUUUAUGCAUA